CAAGUGUGUCAGAUGAUGAUGACAGCGCGUCUCUGGAAUCUCGACACAAACCUUCCAGUUGGACGACCACUCCAGCACGAAGGGUGUGUGUCAUGCGCGGGCCCUUUCCGCUGAUGGAAAAGUGCUAGUCACUGGCAGUGACAAAAAUGUAUACGCAUGGGAUGUUCAGGCUAUGCUCAAAAAUGCCAGCCUUGAAGACCUUCUCCUACCUAUUCCUCGUGUCCUAGCUCGAAAGCAGCCAAUGAACAAUAAUGCCACGCGACGUCCACCUAUUCAUGCCCGUCGAAUACCACCAAGGUUUUUCGAUGACAUGCAAGGCGAUAUUCAUUCUUCCACAUCGCGCGAUGUCCAUCCCCCUUCCUCCCAUCGCAUUCUUGCACCCUCUAUAGGGAGUCCACGCGCAUUCCUCGCUCGCAUUCCGUCGCUCUUUCAACGCUCUCACUUUCACACCAGCGAUGCGACUGAACUCCAACAAACCCCGAGGCAAGGGAUCUUCUCUCGUCGCGGUCGUACAGUCAAAGUCGCUGCAGUACGAGACAGAAAGUCCUUGUUUGUUGCUCCGAGGCGUAAAGAAAUGCAGCAGCAGAGCAGCCAAUCGCAUGGCCAAGGGUCGUCAUCGCAAUCUCAGGCUGCUUCUACUUCGACAUCCACAACACAACCUGCUCGAAAUACCCAAGCUACCACACCAGGUGUACCAACUGCACGGUCACGACUCCUCACGUUGUUGGCUCGUCUCGUGCUUUUGAUUUGUUGUGCACCUCUCCCAAGCACCGAUAGUCAUUAAUACUGCAGUAUACGGAAAACUAUUUACUUUGUAUCUCUACUUCUUUCGCUACUCCGUCAAUAGUA
Suillus subalutaceus is the source of this 849-nucleotide messenger RNA. RefSeq lists its product as uncharacterized. The record is from RefSeq and is a predicted model, not a curated record. Bases 173 to 784 code for a protein of 203 amino acids. The transcript is spliced from 5 exons. NCBI's taxonomy places the organism in Eukaryota, Fungi, Basidiomycota, Agaricomycetes, Boletales, Suillaceae.